Aegilops tauschii subsp. strangulata is the source of this 2147-nucleotide messenger RNA. Lineage: Eukaryota; Viridiplantae; Streptophyta; Magnoliopsida; Poales; Poaceae. The record is from RefSeq and is a predicted model, not a curated record.
CACCAAAACCCUAUUCCCCUCCGCCGCCUAGCCGCCUAGCCGCCAUGGGCUCCGCCUCCGCCUCCUCCCUCCCGACCACCGCCGGCGCUGGCGAGAACUUGGUCCUCAUCCUCGACUUCGGCUCGCAGUACACCCAGCUCAUCACCCGCCGCGUCCGGCAGUUGGGAGUCCUCUCACUGUGCGUCUCCGGCACCGCGCCGCUCUCCUCCCUCACCGGGUUACGUCCCCGCGCUGUCAUACUCUCCGGAGGACCCCACUCCGUCCACGCCUCGGGCGCGCCCUCCUUCCCCGAGGGAUUCCUCGAUUUCGCUGCCGAAGCUGGCGCGCAUGUUCUGGGCGUGUGCUACGGUAUGCAGCUCCUAGUUCAGUCCCUCGGCGGCGCCGUCGAGGCUGGCGAGCGGCAGGAGUACGGCGAUACGGAGGUAGAGAUUACUGCGACGUCCUCCGCGCUGUACGGCGAGAGCGGGGUGGGGAACAGACAGUCGGUGUGGAUGAGCCACGGCGACGAGGUGGUCAGACUGCCUCAGGGGUUCGAGGUUGUGGCACGAAGUGUGCAGGGCGCAAUCGCGGCCAUCGAGCAUCGGGAGAAGCGUUUUUAUGGACUCCAGUACCACCCGGAGGUGACACAUUCGACCCAAGGAAAGGAAACACUGCGCCGCUUUCUUUUUGAUGUUUGUGGGAUUAAAGCUGACUGGAAGAUUCAGGAUGUGCUGGAUGAGCAAAUUAAGACCAUCAAAAGUAUGGUUGGGACUGAUGAACAUGUGAUUUGCGCGUUAUCAGGAGGAGUUGAUUCGACAGUUGCAGCCACACUUGUUCAUAACGUGAUAGGUGAUAGGCUUCAUUGUGUUUUUGUCGACAAUGGUCUAUUGAGGUAACCGUUCCUUCAGCAUGUUCUGCUUCGAAAUCAGUAUGCAGCUAAACUAACAUAUGAUCUUAUCUGCAGAUACAAGGAGAAGGAACGAGUAAUGUCAACCUUUAAUAGUGACUUGCACCUUCCUGUCACAUGUAUUGAUGCCUCGGAGCAAUUUCUUAGCAAGUUAAAAGGAGUCAAAGACCCAGAGAUGAAAAGAAAGAUUGUUGGCAAAGAAUUCAUAGCUGUCUUUGAUGAAUUUGCUCACAUGUUAGAACAGCAGACAGGAAAAAGACCUGAAUAUUUAGUUCAAGGAACAUUAUACCCUGAUGUGAUUGAAUCAUGCCCACCCCCUGGGAGUGGUAUGACACAUUCCCACACCAUCAAAAGCCAUCACAAUGUAGGUGGUCUUCCUGAAGAUAUGAAAUUGAAGCUCAUUGAACCACUGAAGCUCCUAUUUAAGGAUGAGGUGCGGAAGUUGGGCAGUAUCUUAAAUAUCCCAGAGUCAUUCUUAAGGUGACACCCAUUUCCUGGGCCUGGUCUUGCUGUACGUAUCCCAUCAGGUGAUGUUACAGAAGGCAAUGCUUUGGAGGUUCUUCGUCAGGCGGAUGAGAUAUAUGUUCAAGCCAUUAGAGAUGCAGGACUCUAUGAUACAAUUUGGCAAGCUUUUGCUGUGCUUUUGCCUGUCGAAACAGUUGGGGUCCAGGGUGACCAGAGAACUUACGGCUAUCCGGUUACUUUAAAGGCAAUUACCAGUGAGGAUGGCAUGACUGCAGAUUGGUAUUAUUUUGAACGCAAGUUCCUGGCCGAUGUGUCGAAUAGGAUCUGCAACAAUGUGCGAGGUAUUAACCGUGUUUGCCUGGAGAAAACAUCGAAGCCACCAGCGACAGUGGAGUGGGAAUAGCCUGAUAGUACACUAAAGGACCGGGAAUCGCAAAUCAUGCUCAGAUGUUGCAUCAUUUGAGUGGAUGUUCUUAUGCUGUGAUCAUUUAACACAUAACGCCAAUUACCAGAUCAUUGUUUAGGGCUCCUAGAUGAAUCUCCUUGCCGUGAAAGAUGAUCAAAGCUUUGAAACUGCACUUAUAAAUGUUCUUUCUAUUAUUAAAUUAUAUUUCCCCGCCUUUCUAGAGCCUUUUGGACGGUUGUAUCUAGCAAAUUUAUAGCAAUACCACAUAUGUAAUGCAAGUGUAAUAGUAUAUGUUAGCAGUGAUGGUUUUAGCAAAUUCAAAAUCUCUUGUAAACCAUUAUGAUACCACUUUUGAUGGCACUAUGUUGGUCUAAUGACAACUAUCAGUGC